Molecule: messenger RNA, 558 nt
Organism: Linnemannia hyalina
Lineage: Eukaryota; Fungi; Mortierellomycota; Mortierellomycetes; Mortierellales; Mortierellaceae
Source: the annotation of a GenBank genome assembly
AUGAACCGAGUCAAAUUGGUCACCCACAUGAGCAUGAUGGUCUCCCUUCUUGCUUGUCUCGUCUUGGCUCUCUCAGGAUACCUCACCUUCUCGGACAAGACUCAAGGCAACAUUCUGAACAAUUUUCCUUCUGAAAACUUUGUUAUCAACAUUGCGCGUUUCUGCUUCGGAGUCAACAUGUUUACCACCUUGCCUCUGGAAGCAUUCGUCUGCCGUGAGGUCAUUGAAACGUACUACUUCCCAGGAGCAGCCUUCUCGAUGAAACGCCACACCAUCAUCACAACUGGCCUUGUCGGAGUAGCACUCGUCAUCGCACUCCUGACCUGUGAUCUCGGCUUCGUACUAGAAGUCACUGGCGGGUUCUCGGCAACAGCCCUGGCUUUCAUCCUUCCACCGCUUUGUUAUCUGAAAUUAGCCUCAGGCCCUGUGUGGUCAACCAAAAAGAUCCCUCACAUUGCUUGUCUGGGAUUUGGAAUCGCCGUCAUGAUCCUGAGCACCUUCUUCUCGUUGCAGCAUUUUAUGGCACCAAAGGAUCUCAGCUCCCAGUGCUCUUUGUAA